This is a messenger RNA of Penaeus chinensis, 556 nucleotides long. RefSeq names its product PPE family protein PPE2-like. The transcript is spliced from 3 exons. Bases 20 to 328 code for a protein of 102 amino acids. The record is from RefSeq and is a predicted model, not a curated record. NCBI's taxonomy places the organism in Eukaryota, Metazoa, Arthropoda, Malacostraca, Decapoda, Penaeidae.
GUCAUCAGAUCUUCACAAAAUGAGGGUCGUUGCUUUGCUGUGUCUCGCUGCCACUUUGGCUGUCACUGCUACCUUACCUGCAGGUGCUCCAGUUCCUCCAGCUGCCCCGAUGAUCCCCUCUCUUGCCAUGAUCGAGGCCUUCAUUCCGACGCCCGAGGAGAUCAACGCCCUCAACGCCCUCCACACCACGCCCGCCCCCGGGGUCGUGCCCACUCCAGGGGCCGCCCCCCUCGCACCUCCAACCAUGCCUCCUGCAGUAGCAAAUCUGGUCGCCAAGUACAAGGCCGCAGCCGCAGCCUUCAUCCCUUCCACUGCAGCGCCUGCCUGAGCUGAUGCCCUUUCCCUGUGAGUGUCGACCAGGCAGUUUACAAGAGUCACUUUCUCUUUUGUGAAUGGAUGGUAGAAGGAAAUCAGUAUUAUAAUCACCGUCAUUCUAAUUAAUUUCUUCAGCAAACUUUGAAUUAAACUUUGAAGUAAAUAAAAAACGAGGACAUUAUUUUCAUUUAUAGAACUACUACAUGACGGUGUAGAAAUCUCCCAAAAUUACAUUGGUUUA